AUGUUUGGUCGCAACAAAGGAACUUUAAUCACUGCUGUUAUUGUGGGAACUCUCCUCAUUGUCUAUUUUGCCCGCAAGUCAAAAUGGGCGGAUUAUGACGCCAUCUUCCUCCUCACUCCGUCAUGUCCUGAGGCUCGGUUGCCACAGGCUUGCCGCUUUGCAGGCUUCGCGACCGUGCAUCCGGAUUUUCCACUUUGGGGUCUCAAGUACAGCCAAAUCACACACCCGAAAACCCCGCUGGAUCAAGUCAACAAGAGUAGAUCUGUCUUCGCAUUGGGUGAUGUGAAGAACCGCGACUUUACCUGUUCGUCUCAUGCUGCCUUUGCCAUCUUUUUUGCACCCCACAAACGCAACGGCACCCUGGCCCCUAUCAAAGGCAACCUCCUGGUACGUACCCCUUCCUCAUUACACCUGAGAAUUAACGUAUGUUAA
This is a messenger RNA of Dibothriocephalus latus, 432 nucleotides long. The record is from the annotation of a GenBank genome assembly. Lineage: Eukaryota; Metazoa; Platyhelminthes; Cestoda; Diphyllobothriidea; Diphyllobothriidae.